Eurypyga helias (sunbittern) is the source of this 369-nucleotide messenger RNA. Its product is annotated as ubiquitin carboxyl-terminal hydrolase 20-like. The annotation marks the transcript as partial. The transcript has 3 exons. The record is from RefSeq and is a predicted model, not a curated record. Gene Ontology annotation, molecular function: cysteine-type deubiquitinase activity. Lineage: Eukaryota; Metazoa; Chordata; Aves; Eurypygiformes; Eurypygidae.
CUGAACAAGGCUUUCCAGGCAGAGGAGUCUCCAAGCGUCAUCUACUGUAUCAGCAUGCAGUGGUUCCGGGAGUGGGAAGCCUUUGUCAAGGGGAAGGAUAACGGUAAGAAGCCGGAGUCUCGCGGCUCUGUCAGGGAGCCUCCCGGGCCCAUCGACAACAGCAGGAUUGCACUCACGAAGGCAGGUGGCCACGUGCAAGUCAAGCAGGGCGCCGAUUACGGGCAGAUUUCCGAGGAGACGUGGCUUUAUUUAAGCACGCUGUACGGUGGGGGCCCAGAGAUUGCCAUCAGGCAGAACGUGACCCAGGUCCAAGAACUGGAAAACCUACACGGGGAGCAGAAGAUCGAAGCGGAGACGCGGGCUGUGUGA